Molecule: messenger RNA, 1365 nt
Organism: Salvia splendens (bonfire salvia)
Lineage: Eukaryota; Viridiplantae; Streptophyta; Magnoliopsida; Lamiales; Lamiaceae
Product: G-type lectin S-receptor-like serine/threonine-protein kinase SD1-13
Exons: 3
Coding region: 1-1365 (454 amino acids)
Biological process (GO): recognition of pollen
Source: RefSeq, a predicted model, not a curated record
AUGGCAACUGGAAUCGCUCAAAUCUUUAUUCACAAAUCAAUUCUUCUUCUUAUAAUCAUCCAAAGUGUUGCAUGUUUGAGCAUAGAAACAGACACCAUUUCAACCGGUGUAGUCAUCAAAGAUCCACAAACCAUCACAUCCCAAAAACAGAUAUUCAAACUAGGAUUCUUCACACCUCCAAACACCACCAACCGCUACUUAGGCAUCUUCUUCACCUUCUCCCAAGAAACAGUGAUUUGGGUCGCCAACAGAGACACACCCCUCACUGAUUCUUCGGGCUCCGUUACUCUCUCCCGAGACGGAAAUAUCGUCUUCUUGGACGGGACUACUAAUCAAACCGUCUGGUCCACCAACACCUCUCCCGUCAUAAAGUCAACCGCCCAACUCCUCGACACUGGCAAUCUCGUCUUGCGGGAAGAGGCCACGGGAGACGUAUUAUGGGAGUCGUUCUCAGAGCCUACGGAUGUGAUUGUGCCAGGCAUGACGCUGAGCCAGAACGUCAAGACAGGGAAGAUGGUGGCGCUGUCGGCAUGGAAGAACGCCUCUGAUCCCGAGCUAGGGAGCUUCACCGCCGGCCUUGAAGCACAGAGCAUCCCACAGCUUGCCACGUGGGAUGGGGGGAGGCUGCACUGGAGGAGCGGGCCGUGGAACGGCCUCAUCUUUCUCGGGAUAAAAGAGAUGUUCUACGCCUACUUGGACGGCUUCACUCAAGUGACUAACGACAGCGCGGGAAAUUUCUUCUACUCAAAGCCGCAGGAGAAUGUGUACAUAACGGCCAGCGUGAAUUCCACGGGACAUGUGCUUCGGAACGUGUGGAAUGGCGUGGCGAAGCGAUGGGAAGUGGGAUGGAGUGCUCCAGAAAAUGAAUGUGAUGUUUAUGGAAAGUGCGGGGAGUUUGGUAGCUGUAAUGUCAUGCAAUCUCCUAUCUGCACUUGUUUGAGAGGGUUUGAACCAGAAAAAGAGGAAGAAUGGGGGAGAGGGAAUUGGACUAAUGGUUGUAGGAGGAAGAAUCAGUUGCAAUGUGGAGGGGAUGGAUUUUUGAUGUUGCAGCAUAUGAAGGUUCCAGACUUUGCUCAACCCUUGCCUUCGAGGGAUCAAGACGAGUGUCGGACCAGAUGUAUGGGGAACUGCUCAUGCAUAGCUUAUGCUUAUGAUGGUAACAUUGGUUGUAUGUUUUGGAGUGAUACCUUGAUUGACACUCAGGACUUUGGUGAUGUUGGUGUUGAUCUCUACGUUCGUCUCUCUGCUUCUGAAUUCGGUAGCCACAAGGGAAGAAAGCUUUACAUCAUAAUUCCUGUAACUGUGAGUUUUGUUUGUAUAUCUGUCAUGAUCAUCAUUGUUUGGUGGCUGAUGGAGACAGAGUGA